Messenger RNA from Acanthaster planci (crown-of-thorns starfish), 934 nucleotides. RefSeq lists its product as uncharacterized. Lineage: Eukaryota; Metazoa; Echinodermata; Asteroidea; Valvatida; Acanthasteridae. The record is from RefSeq and is a predicted model, not a curated record.
UGAGAUUACACCACGAUACCAGACUCUUCGAUUGUGACGACAUAAAUAAACACCCUGCUUUUCCUCUUUCACGUAUCCUUGGAGUGUGAUGUUCACAUAUAGGACCAAAAUGAAUGGAAGCACAAAAAUAGAUUUCUUUUCAUAACUGUGACUGACUUUUCAAGCAAUAGGCAGCGAGUGCGCGGGUCCGUCGUUCCUUACAUGCAGUAAGCUCCGGAGAAUCUGGUGUACAUUUUUGGAGGGCAAUCAUCAAGGACUUCUACACCAUGUCUGAGCCCGGCGAUGGGCCGCGGUUAGGGACAGGCCUUCAAUUUCCGCAAAAAGUUGGUUUGCCACCCGACGCACAGGGAUCGGAGUACUUCGAAAGCCGGGACGGCGCCCUCAAGAUCUUUCGCAAGUUCAAAGAGAUUUCGAACCGGCAAGAUACGGCAGACCUGUUCCGUCAAAACUUUGACCCUACCAAGCCAGGAGCAUUUGCAAAGCAAAAGGAAGUGAUGCAAUCGAUUGACAGACUCACUAUGGAGGAACUAGGUCUCACUUCAAGCAUCACUGACUGGAACAAAUUCCCCGGAAUACUGAAGACGCUGGUUUACAAGUGGAGCUUCGAUCCUGUGGUCAUGAAGGAAUUAAUGGGAUUCGUGGUGAUUAUCAAGCGCAGGGGCUUUACACGUCAGGUUGGCAGUGAGAUGGAAGAUGUGGGCUUGGUUUCCAUGGCAAAGGAGGAGGUGUCACUGUCCAGCCUGCACGUGCACAAAGAGCGCCCUCUAGUGCUCAUCGCAUCAUCACUUUCCUGACCUCCAUUUCAGGCCUGUGUCUUGGGAGGCACUCUGCACGAGUUGUUCAGAGACUUCAAGGACCAGGCCGAUUUUCUCUGCGUGUACCUCGCCGAGGCGCAUCCCAGCGGCAGAUGGACAUUUGGGCUGGAGACCAACCA